CAGUCCGAUUGCACAGCCGGGACGCGAACCCGUAUCUCCCGCACUGCGGGCGAAAACGUUAACCAGUCGACUAAAGGGUCCGACUCGUUAACCAAGGGCUGACGUGUCUACUUAUUCGUUGAAGCGGUGUUCCUUGAGCCACUUUCUAAGUAUCGCUAAAGCGGAUACCUGCAGCUGUGGGAGCGAUGAUUCCGAGAAUUGCAUUUUGGAAUCAGGCUUCGUGGACGAAGAGUCGUCUUUCUCGGGCUGACACCGUUUUACGCCGAGCCUGCAGACGUCCAGGUCCACUAGUCCAGACAUGCUGUGCCAUACAUGUGGACAGCCCACCCAUCAUCCCAUCUCUCACCACUAGCUAUGCCCAUGGUACCUCUUCAAAAUCUUUAAUUCACUGUACAGUGGCAGAAACCCUGCUGCACGCUGUCGAGCGCUCCCCUGACAAAGAGGCCAUUGCAUUCCUGCAGGAUGGCAUUAGGAAGACCUUUGCAGAAUUUCAGCAGGAUGUGGACCAGGCAGCUGCAGGGCUGUUGGCCCUGGGACUGAAGCGAGGGGACCGGCUGGGUAUGUGGGGACCCAACAUAUAUGAAUGGAUCCUGUUUCUGUUUGCCACGGCCAAAGCUGGCAUUAUUUUGGUCUCUGUGAACCCAGCUUACCAGGCACAGGAGUUGGAGUUUGCGUUGCGAAAGGUUGGAUGUAAUGCUGUAGUGUGCCCGACACAGUUUAAGACUCAGAAAUAUUGUGACCUGCUGAGACAGCUUUGUCCAGAAAUUGACUCUUGCAGCCCAGGAGCCAUCAAGAGUGCUAGGCUGCCGAACCUCCACUCAGUGAUCGUCACAGAUAGUCGACAAGCAGGGAUGUUUCAUUUUGACGACGUCAUGCAGGCGGGCAGCAGCCAGCACAAACAACAGCUGCAGGAUCUCCAGAAAAAGCUCUCGUUUGACGACCCAAUAAACAUCCAGUUCACCUCGGGCACAACCGGAGCCCCUAAGGGUGCCACCCUAUCCCAUUUCAAUGUCAUCAAUAAUGCCCAUUUUGUGGGAAUGCGAGUAGGCUAUGAAUGGAAGCCUCACAGUAGCAUCUGUUUGCCCGUGCCUUUGUACCAUUGCUUUGGUUCUGUGGGUGGUGCCAUUUGCAUGGCUGUGCAUGGCACCUCCCUGGUCUUCCCCUCAACAGCGUAUGAUGGACGGGCCAACCUGGCAGCUAUGGAGAGUGAACGGUGCACUAUGAUCUAUGGCACUCCCACCAUGUAUGUGGAUAUGCUUAACCACCCUGAACUGGCCAAGUUUGACCUGUCAUCAGUUGAAGGAGGCGUCAUGGCUGGUUCGCCUUGUCCCCCUGAAAUCACAAGGAAGGUCAUCUCCACCAUGGGCAUCAAAGAACUAGUAAUUGCUUACGGGACCACAGAGAACAGCCCAGUGACUUUCUGUGGCUCUCUCAAAGACGACCUGGAGCGGAAGACUGAGACAGUGGGGUACAUCAUUAACCACCUUGAGGCUAAGAUAGUGAACCCUACCACUAGGGAGAUUGUGCCGCUGGGGAUGCAGGGAGAGCUGAUGAUCAGAGGCCACUGUGUGAUGCUGGAGUACUGGAAUGAAGAAACGAAAACAAAUGAAUGUAUCACUAAAGACCGCUGGUACAAAACUGGUGAUAUUGCCACCAUGGACGAGUACAGCUACUGUCGGAUCGAGGGCAGGAUCAAGGACAUGGUCAUCAGGGGAGGGGAGAAUAUCUACCCGGCCGAAAUUGAACAGUUCCUACACACACACCCCAAAAUCAAGGAGGCCCAGGUGGUCGGUGUGAAGGAUGAACGUAUGGGAGAGGAGAUUUGUGCCUGCAUCAAGCUGCUGGUGGGUGAGGAGUGCACCGAGGAAGAAAUUAAAGCAUUCUGCAAGGGCAAGAUUGCCCACUUCAAGAUUCCUCGUUACAUAACAUUUAUGGACAACUACCCACUCACUGUAACUGGAAAGAUUCAGAAGCACAAACUGCGUGAGCAGGUGGAGAAGGUGCUCGGGCUGUGAGGAAUGGAAGAUGAGAUUUCAGAUGUUUAUGGAUUGAAAAAAAACUAAAAUGUUCUGCAGACUCUUCUUCCUGAGCAUGUUGGAAUCACAUACACAGUUGUCAUGCUAUCCAGAGAACUCCUGGGGCUUCUCUUCAGACACCGUGAUGUGUGAUGUCUGACUAUGCAGCUACUGUAUGUCUCGUGCCAGAUUGCAAUAUGCAUUUUACUGUUUUGCCAAUGUCCUGUAAUGGGUGAAUAAUGUGAAUUUAAGCCAAAAUGUAUAUUCUACUGCCGUGUUCUUGAAUGUGUUCUGGGCAGCUGACCUGUGAGAUUACCCAUCAACGGUGCUUGUUUUGUUUUUAAGAUAAUGCCAUGCAAGAUUUUUUUUUACCCACAAUAUGCUUCCCAUAUUCCGAUCCAUGCUUGCCAUUUGGUGUUUUUCAAUACUGUAUCCUGCUUCUUAUUUUGUAUAAAACUUUACAUUCAAAUGGUUAUAAAAAUCUUU
Messenger RNA from Lampris incognitus (smalleye Pacific opah), 2501 nucleotides. It is a transcript of the gene acsf2, whose product is annotated as acyl-CoA synthetase family member 2. The transcript has 17 exons. Bases 186 to 2015 code for a protein of 609 amino acids. NCBI's taxonomy places the organism in Eukaryota, Metazoa, Chordata, Actinopteri, Lampriformes, Lampridae. The record is from RefSeq and is a predicted model, not a curated record. Gene Ontology annotation, molecular function: medium-chain fatty acid-CoA ligase activity. Gene Ontology annotation, biological process: fatty acid metabolic process.